ACUCAGUUUAAAUGUUCUUGUGCAUGUAAUAAGUAACUAUUUGGUAUAGCACCAGCUUUUAUCUCAUAAAGUACCUAUACCUAUUGAUAAAGUUUUCUUGCAUCGAGUUCAACAUGAAAAGUGUCUGGUGUAUUAUAUCGUUUCUGGAAGUUUUGAUUAGUUUUUCUGUAUCUCAACGAAUUCAAGACGCAAAUCAUCAGAUUGUUCAAAAUGGACUGCUGAAUUUUGGAGUAAAAAUGAACACCAUUUUAUUGGAAAAUAAUACAGAAAGCAAAAAUAUUCUGUUUUCUCCAUUUAACCUCUAUGCAACUCUGGCUCUAAUCCAUCUUGGUAGCAAUGGAACUACAAGUGAUGAAAUUUCCAACGUUUUGGGUAUUCCUAAAACUUUUUCGCCAAAAAUUCUCCAUGAAGUAUUGCAACAUUUUUCCUCAGCGGCACAGACGAGUUUCCAUUUCAAUAAAUCGUUUAAAAAUGGCACCAAAGUCGACGUAAAAGCAUCAGAUUUGAAAUUAGGCAGCGGAAUAUUUAUUCAAAAAGAUUUCAAGCUGAAAGCAGCCUAUGUCGAAGCUGUCCAGCGACACCACAGCAGUAAAGUUUUUCGUGUGGAUUUCAAUAAUAAAAGUGAAGAAGUUAAACACAUGAUUAAUGAAUUUAUCGCAAACAAGACCGAAUACAGAAUACACGAGUUACUCGAUGAACCUUUAUCGCAAGACACACUCUUGAUGUUGACCAGUUGCUCGCAUUUGAAAUCAGUUUGGUUAGACAAAUUCGAUCCAGCAUUGACUAAUAGGGAGACCUUUUACACUGGUAAACGUAACUUCACUGUAAAAAUGAUGAACAGUGUCGUUAGUGCACCAUAUGCCAACAUAUCAUCCCUAGGAGUGGAAGUUGUAAAAUUAAGAUUCAUCGACAAAGCGUGUUCCAUGUUCGUAGUACUACCUUAUGAAAAUCAACCUCUAGAAACCCUCCUCCUACGUAAUUUAACUUCCGAUAAAAUCAACACAAUAGUUGACGAAAUCAAUAAACUAGACGAAGACUUCGACGUGGUAUUGAAAUUACCCAAAACAGCUUUCAAAUGGUCCAAAUCUGUGAAAAAUCAACUCAUUCAGCUUGGACUCGAUGCAGAAACUUUUGAAUCGCCAGAUUUGAGUGAUAUGAUCGAAGAAAAAAAUACGACUAGAAUGAUCGAAAUUGACGAUAUUAGCCACAGUACCGAUAUUAAGAUUAACGAAGAUGGAUCCGAUACAAACGCCGUUUCCAUUGUUUCGUGCGAGUGGAGGAUGUAUAAUUACGAAAGUGUGAUAUUCCACGUUAAUAGGCCUUUUUUCUUCUUCAUUUAUAAUCGUAAUGUUAAGACUGUGCUGUUCUUUGGGACUGUGUUUGAUCCGAAUGGCGAUUCCAAUUAGGUGACUUUUUAUAAGGCUUGAGUGCAGAGGCGAUUCGCUCGAAAGAUUUUUUGGUGACAGGAGAGGAGGGGGAGGAAGUGUGGAGCAAAUCUGAUGAAUAGAGGUUGAAGAUAUGCCAAAUAAUUUUUUUUUCAGACUCGUUUUCAAGAAAUUUUUAUCUUUGCUCCAAAAUUUAUAAUUCGAAAUCAAUUUAAAAAUUCAACAAACCAAACGAAAUUUGUCUUGAAAUUUUUUUUCUCCCCCUCCAUCGAUCAGUCCCUACCUCUGAUUUUUUUUAAACGCGAUAAAUAAAUUAAAACUGUCAAGUAUCUACGAAUGUAAAUUUUUGUAAUUAUUUUUUUGUGAUUUGUUAAAAUAAGUACUCUUUGUUUAAUAUACUUUUAUAUUUGUUUGUUAAAAAAUUAA
Messenger RNA from Planococcus citri (citrus mealybug), 1811 nucleotides. Its product is annotated as leukocyte elastase inhibitor-like. Gene Ontology annotation, molecular function: serine-type endopeptidase inhibitor activity. Bases 114 to 1406 code for a protein of 430 amino acids. The transcript has 5 exons. NCBI's taxonomy places the organism in Eukaryota, Metazoa, Arthropoda, Insecta, Hemiptera, Pseudococcidae. The record is from RefSeq and is a predicted model, not a curated record.